UAGGGAUUUUUGGCGGUUUUAGGGCUCUCUCUCUCUCUCUCUCUCGACUCGCUCACUCUCUCUACUUGCGCUGCUUUUAUUUCUUUCAUAUCGCUCUGCUCAUCUCUUGUCUUGUCUUCUUCUUAUUCUUCAUCAUCUUCUUCUUCUUCUACGGUGCUCGCUCUGAUCCCUAAAUUUCUAGGUUUAACCUUUUACUGUUUUCAAUUUCAAUCGCGAUCCGUGUUUUCUUGUUCUUCCCCAUGGCGUCGAUUUUAAUGCUGUGAGAAGAGAAUUGCGCCGCCUCAGUGUUGAUAAUGUCGCCUCCUCUCAGAGAAAAAACCCUAGCCGCGAUCUAUAACAUACAUCGCCGGAAACGUUCGGGCAAGAAGAUUUGUCGGAAGGAGCUGAAUGAUUCCGAUAUGGCUGGUCCAUUGACGGUGAUUACCAAGCGCGAACCCGGAGAUACUCAGGUUAAAGAAGAAGUAGAAGAAGAAGACGAAGGUAACGCAUCUGAAAACAACGCCCUGGUUGAAGUCAAGCUAGAGAAGGAAGAAGAAGCUGGUCCUCUUGUUACCUGUGGACUCCUCAAACGGAAACGACUCACUCGUGGAGGAAGAUCUAGAAGAUUUUCAGAUAGCUGCGUAGAGGAUAAGCAGCUUAUUAUACCUCAGAAAAGGUUAACCACUCGAUGGAACAAUGAAAGGAUUAAGUUUGCGGAGCAAACAUUAGCGGAUGUAAUGAAAGAGAAAGGUGCUUCCUUUGAGUCUCCUGUUUCACGACAGCUUUUAAGAGUUACUGCUCGAAGUAAGAUAGGUGAUACUGGGCUCUUGGACCAUUCUUUGAAGCAUAUUGAUGGCAAAGUUACACCUGGUGGUGCUGAUCGGUUUAGGAGGUGUUACAAUACUGAUGGAACUAUGCAGUAUUGGCUUGAAAGUGCUGACCUUGUCAAAAUUAAACUUGAAUCCGGAAUUCCUGACCCUACUUGGGUUCCCCCUUCUUGGUGGAAGGCUCAGACUGCAUUACAUGAUCCAUCUGCGGUUUCGUCAAAGCUCCUUUUGGGAGAGAUUGAGCAAAUGAAGAGUGAUAUCAAAGAGCUUGCAUCAAAGCAAAAGUUACCAGAUCAAGCUGAAGCAAAUGAGAAACUAUACAAAGAUCUUAUGAGUUGGAGGGAAAAUACUGAUAAGCAAAUUCUGGAGAUCUCUAAUUCGUUGACUUCAACUCAGGGCAUGUUUAAGGAAUUGAUAUCGUGGAAAGAUAAAGUAGAACAGAAGUUGGUUGGAAUUUCAAACUCUCUGAGCAAUCUGCAGCCAAAUGGGAGCACAUCAUUCAGUCCAGGUCCCGAAAAUUGGGAACAUAUAUUGAAGAAUGCCAACUUGGAUGAUUUUACAGCGAAUGGUUUUGAACCAUGGGAUGACCUUAUUGAUGGUUUACCAGAAGCUGUCAGGCCGGAUACCUAUGCGCUUCUGCCAAAUCCUUGCAAAAGCUCCCUCCAAGACCAUACCUUGUUUGAGGAACAGUCAUUGGUCAACAUCGAUAUACAAAGGACAGAGAGCUGCAUGACUAGAGGUGAGUCCAGAAGCUCCAGUCAGGACAAAGCUGAAUUGACUCCGGGUUCUUCAAUAACUCUAGGUCCAAAAUCAGACAUUGACGACCCAGCUAUCCAGUCUCAGGAAAUCUUGAAGGAGUUGGUGACUUGGAAAGCCAAAGCAGAGCAGCAGCUUACGGAAUUAUCAAAUGCUGUCCUUGCUCUUAAGGGACAGAAUCAACCCAACUGGCGUUACCCGUGAAGACUAGGCCAAAAUUGAUCAGUGGUUAUGCCCUAACUAGUCGAUUUCCACCUGCAUAGAAUCCCUUAGAGAACAUGUACAGGGUUUCUGAUAAAACUAAACCAAAAAAAAGCAAAGAGAGACUAGAGAUCAGUAGCAUCUGAGAAGCUUAGGAACAGGUAGGACUUAAGUAAGUCAUAUAGAACAAGUUUUUAAGUGAUAUUGAAGGUAGAGGUACUUAAAUGGUAAUUGUUUUGCUGUAUAUUCUCUCUCUGAUGACUCUUAUUCAACAAUGAAGCUUUUGAGUAAUCUCUUUUCUCUCCUUGUUUUGAAA
Capsella rubella is the source of this 2079-nucleotide messenger RNA. RefSeq names its product protein DYAD. Gene Ontology annotation, biological process: meiotic cell cycle; reciprocal meiotic recombination; meiotic sister chromatid cohesion. The coding region runs from base 294 to 1766 and encodes 490 amino acids. The transcript has 8 exons. The record is from RefSeq and is a predicted model, not a curated record. NCBI's taxonomy places the organism in Eukaryota, Viridiplantae, Streptophyta, Magnoliopsida, Brassicales, Brassicaceae.